AUGACCUCGCCUGCCCUCCCUUCUAACGGCCGCCUUGUCAGCAUCGGCACUCACUCUAUAGCCUUCUACACUUACGGCCCCGACCCGGGUAAUUCCAAAGAUCCGGUCGUAUUAUUUAUAUCUGGCGUGUGUAGCGAUGCUCUUAACUGGCAAGCCGUGGUGCGACUUCUCCCUCCUUCGAUGAGAAGCUACACCUAUGACCGUUCUGGCUACCGCAACUCCGAUUGCUCCCCUCUCGUCCCAACAGCCGAGAACGCGGCUGUGGAGCUCUCUCUGUUGGUCGAAAAGUCCCCCAUUCCGAAUCCGCUGAUCUUUGUGGGUCACUCGUGGGCCGGUAUCCUCAUACACGAGUUCAUGGCUCUCAAGGGAACUGGUCAGAUAGCUGGUUUGGUCCUCGUUGACGCCAACCAUGAGACAAUGCCACAGUCCAUUGAUAUCAACGAUCCUAUCCUCUGGGCUGUCGCCGCUGGCGUCAACUCCUAUUCUGCACGGGGUAUUGAGGCGGAGCACAAGUUGACAGAGGACGAAUGGGAUGCAUUCAGGGCCGCAGAAAGGACGGAAAAGUUCUUGCUGGCUGCCGAGAAGGAGCAAAGAGAGUACAAAAAUAGCUUUGAGACGCUACGAAAGAAAGGUCUCAGUGAGAGACAGCCACUGCUCGGAGACAGCCCGGUUUAUAUAAUCGGGAGCACCCGAAGCCGCGAUUGGAGUGGAUUGUACAAGGCAGGCGUUGAGAAGGGAAAUGGAACCGAGGCGGAGAGGAGCUAUGUGAGAGAGUUCAUCAGAACAGUCGAUGGGAAGAGCGAGGUUCUCCAGAAGGAAUUUCUCAAGCUCUCCACCACCAGCAAGCUUGUCUUUGCCACAAAGAGCGGACACUUUAUCCAGCUAACACAACCGAGUCUCGUUGUUGACGGACGCCAGAUUCCCGGCAUAACAGUCCUCUGUAUGAAUAUACAGGGUCUGCCUGUUAAGGAGCAUCCGUGA
Molecule: messenger RNA, 981 nt
Organism: Geosmithia morbida
Lineage: Eukaryota; Fungi; Ascomycota; Sordariomycetes; Hypocreales; Bionectriaceae
Product: Pimeloyl-ACP methyl ester carboxylesterase
Exons: 2
Coding region: 1-981 (326 amino acids)
Source: RefSeq, a predicted model, not a curated record